This is a messenger RNA of Eublepharis macularius, 1617 nucleotides long. It is a transcript of the gene SLC16A8, whose product is annotated as solute carrier family 16 member 8. The coding region runs from base 1 to 1617 and encodes 538 amino acids. The transcript has 4 exons. Gene Ontology annotation, molecular function: monocarboxylic acid transmembrane transporter activity. Gene Ontology annotation, biological process: transmembrane transport; monocarboxylic acid transport. NCBI's taxonomy places the organism in Eukaryota, Metazoa, Chordata, Lepidosauria, Squamata, Eublepharidae. Gene Ontology annotation, cellular component: membrane. The record is from RefSeq and is a predicted model, not a curated record.
AUGGGCAAGGCUGACGUAGAGGACAGUCAUCUGCCGGAAAAAGUGAAGCCCCCUGAUGGUGGCUGGGGCUGGAUUGUGCUGCUGGGCUGCUUCGUCAUUACGGGUUUUUCCUAUGCCUUUCCAAAGGCAGUGAGUGUCUAUUUCAAGGAGCUGAUGUACGACUUCCAUGUGGGCUACAGUGACACAGCCUGGAUCUCAUCUAUCAUGCUGGCUAUGCUGUAUGGAACAGGACCUUUAUGCAGUAUUAUGGUGAACCAGUUUGGAUGCCGGCCUGUGAUGCUUGUUGGGGGGCUCUUGGCUUCCUCGGGAAUGAUUCUAGCCUCCUUCACCACAAACAUUAUUGAGCUGUAUUUGACAGCAGGCAUGCUGACAGGUUUAGGCAUGGCUCUGAACUUUCAACCUUCUCUGAUCAUGUUAGGCUCCUACUUUGACAAGCGCAGACCUCUGGCCAAUGGGCUUGCAGCAGCGGGGAGCCCUGUCUUCCUUUCAGCCCUUUCUCCUCUGGGACAAGUCUUGUUGGAGAAGUUUGGCUGGCGAGGGGGUUUUCUCAUUAUGGGGGGCCUGCUACUCAAUUGCUGUACCUGUGGAGCAGUCAUGAGACCUCUGGAGAAUAGUAUGAAAAAGAAAGAGAAAGUCCAGGACAAGUAUGAAGCCAAAGAAAUGCUCCCGAUGGGAGGAAGGACAGAAGAGGUCAUCAGUACCAUGGACAGCACCAAGAAGUCAAAGAAAGCCAAGAAGAAGAAGCAGAAGAAAGGGAAGAAGUUGUUAGAUUUUUCUAUCUUCAAAGAUCGAGGGUUUGUCAUUUAUGCUAUUACCAAGUUUAUCAUGGUAUUGGGCCUCUUUGUGCCCCCCAUAUUGCUAGUCAACUAUGCCAAAGACAUAGGAGUGCCAGACAAAGAAGCUGCUUUUUUGUUGUCUGUAAUCGGUUUCGUAGAUAUCUUCUCCCGCCCAUCGUGCGGUAUGUUUGCUGGACUUAAGUGGGUGCGCCCCCAUGUUGGUUACUUGUUCAGCUUUGCUUUGUUGUUCAAUGGCCUGACAGAUAUAAUCAGUGCCAGGGCCAAUACCUAUACAACCCUCAUCAUCUUUUGCAUCUUCUUUGGCAUAUCCUAUGGGAUGGUGGGAGCGCUGCAGUUCGAAGUGCUCAUGGCCAUCAUUGGGUCACAGAAGUUCUCCAGUGCCAUUGGGCUUGUGCUGCUCAUCGAGGCCUUUGCAGUGCUCAUCGGACCUCCCUCUGCAGGACGCUUGGUGGAUGCACUCAAGAAGUAUGAUGUGAUCUUCUAUCUGGCUGGCUCAGAGGUUGUGUUGUCCUCUCUCUUUCUGGCCAUUGCUUCCUACUGCUGCUUGAAUAGGGCAGAAAAGAUGACCUCACAACCAGAGCAUUCUCCUCCAAAUGGAGGCAGCAGUGAAACAGAGGAAGCAGAAUCAGAUGCACAGGAAGCAGAGGAACGUCCUGGUGACAAUCACCUCCAGUCUCACAGCGUUAACGAUGCGGGGGGCGAUGCAGUGAAUCACCUUCCAGAAAACAGAAAUACAGACAGAGUUGGGCGGCCUGAUGGGGACGGUACAGUAAUGGGUAGCUGCCAUAUUGACCAGAUAGUUGAAAGAGACAGUUUCUAG